Molecule: messenger RNA, 798 nt
Organism: Lithohypha guttulata
Lineage: Eukaryota; Fungi; Ascomycota; Eurotiomycetes; Chaetothyriales; Trichomeriaceae
Exons: 2
Coding region: 1-798 (265 amino acids)
Source: RefSeq, a predicted model, not a curated record
AUGACUGUCCAGUGGUCAGUGGAAAACGGAAGCAAGGCGUCUAUCGAUUUUACUACCACUCCCACCCGUAUACUCGAGCACUUUGUCAUUUGGUCAUAUGCAGCAGAGCCUGCGCUAAACAAAGCCAGCUGUCCCGAAGACGUCGUCGAAUUGGCGAUCUUCGCAGAGAUAUAUUGCUUCGAAGCAUUACACAACCAGGCCUUGGAUAUGCUUCGUGAGAAGCUGGCGAAGGAAGAGUGGAGGCUCCAACCAGGUAUCGUCGAGCGAGUGUACAGUGCAAUGCAUUCGAACACGCCACUUCGAAAAAUGUUUCGUGUUUUGCUAAAUAGAGCAACAAGAGAUGUCAAGCACAACCCUUCACAGCGUGGAGAGAUGGAUCUGUGGGCCCCAGUAUUCGGAAGCUUGCCAGAGGUCGGCAGGGACUUCUACCUGGCAUCGUGCGAAGGCUAUGUCCCGAGCCAAGUGUCGAACGGAGGCCCGUGCCGAUUCCAUUGGCACCGAGAUCCUGAUCACAAAGAUCUGCAUCAAGCGGGCGAUGUCGUCUGCCCAUUGGCGUCUGGGGCUAGUUUCGUUGACUGGCAUAAACACAUCAUGCCUAGAGAUCUCCACAAUGUGGAUGCAACAGCUACUACAACAACCAAACUGUCCAAGAAAGAGAAAAAGAGAUUGAAAAAGGCCAAUGUGGCUUCACUAGAAACAAUGGAGUCGGGUCAAACGCUGGAGUCGAUAGUGGAAACUUGUCCUGUACCAGAAGCUGAGAUGGCACCCGAGGCUGAAGUUGCAUCUUGGAAUCUGUAA